This is a messenger RNA of Clupea harengus (Atlantic herring), 2946 nucleotides long. RefSeq names its product extracellular matrix protein 2, female organ and adipocyte specific (gene ecm2). Gene Ontology annotation, biological process: extracellular matrix organization; positive regulation of cell-substrate adhesion. Gene Ontology annotation, cellular component: extracellular matrix. Gene Ontology annotation, molecular function: protein binding; heparin binding; collagen V binding. NCBI's taxonomy places the organism in Eukaryota, Metazoa, Chordata, Actinopteri, Clupeiformes, Clupeidae. The record is from RefSeq and is a predicted model, not a curated record.
UCUGUCAGCAGUGGCUCCAUCUUGUAACUGACCCCCUCUCUUUCUCCGAUCGAGUGGCUUUGGAAACAUGACUUCAAAAACGCUCCCUACGCAGGUCGUGGCUUCCCAGAAGUGAGCGAGCACAGUCCUGUCUGUUUUAAACAUUUAUCAGCUCAGCAACUGAGCAGGCGCUUUCUGUCUGCAAGCGGUAUUGGCAAAUCUCCCCACAAGGCUUGGGAAAGAACGGAAAUAUUUGGCCUCAAGGGGGAAAAAAAACCCACUCUGUCUGCAGACCACUGAUCCUUGCCAUGAGACUAAGGGUUGUAUUCGCGCUCUGGUUCAUGGUGUGUCUGAGCCUCGCUGUGACUCAGGAGCAGCAGGUGUCACUUGCCCGGGGAAAGGGGAGAAGGGCCGGGCAGAGAAGGGGCAAGAAGGCCAACUCCAGUCAGCCGGCCCAUCCGGGAGGUCUGCCAGUUCUCAAUGGGGAUGCGGGGACAGCAAUUUUCCUUGAGUCAUACAAAAGCGUCAAUGAACAGGAAUCCAACUACAACAUCAUUCCAGGGCGGAGGGGGCAGUGCCAGUACAUGGGCAUCACCAUGUUUGACAAAGCCGUUUGGUCGCCCAAGCCCUGCGUCACCUGCUUGUGCUCCGAGGGUACCGUGGUGUGUGAUGAGGUCACGUGCCCUAGCCUGCGCUGCCACCUCACCUACACACCCAUUGGAGAGUGCUGCCCAGUGUGUCCAGAGCCUGUGCUUGAUGUCCCUGAUUUCUCUGGCGAAUCCCCAGUGCCCAACAACCCCAGUGAGCCAGACCUGUGGUCACCGCAAACACCGGCAGAGAUCGAAGAGAUUCUAAGACAAGAAGAGGAAGAACACCGGGAGGAGGAAGAACGUCUUCGCAAGAAAGAUCAAGCCAAGAAGAAGCAGAAGAAGAAGAAGGAGAAAAAGGAUCGGGAGGCAGCUGAGAGGAAAGCUCAGAAGGAACAGAGGAAGGAAGAGGAGGACAGAUGGGAACGGGAGGAGGCAGAGGCCGCAGAGGAGAGGAGAAGACGACAGGAGGAACAGAGGAAGGAAGAGGAGGAAAGGAUGAGAAGGAUGGAGACGGAACAGAGGCUGAUGCUCGAGGCGUUAGAAGAGGCCGCUGAGAGAGAAGCUCAGAGAGCCUCAGAGAGGACGGCCGAUCAAGAGGAGGAGGAAGAUGAGGACAUUGUGUGGUUGAGGGGAGAUGUCUUUCAAAUGCCCCCAUUAGAGCCCACCGCAGUAGGGCUUCCACCCCUCCCACCACCCCUGGCUGAACCUGUAGAGCCCAGGGAUGGGGAGGAGAAUGAUUAUGCUGACAGCGAGGAGGUAGUGAUUCAGAGGGUGACACAAUCUCUUCCAAAAGGCUGCACCAUGUCUGAUGUCAUUAUUAACUGUGACAACGCAAAGCUCAGCAGCAUCCCACCCCUAUCUAUCCCUGAACUGAAGUCUCUGAGUCUAGAGGGUAAUGACAUCACUGCAAUCCCAAUGGGGGCCUUUAAUGGCAUUCCCAAUGUGGAAUGGAUCAACUUUGGCAGGAACAAGAUCACAUCCCAAAACAUUGACCCACAAGCAUUCAAGGGCCUGAAAUUACUGAGUCGUUUGUACAUGGAUGGAAAUCUCCUUGAACAAAUCCCCUCUCCUCUUCCUUCAACGCUACAAGAACUGAAGAUCAAUGAAAACAACCUUCGUGAAAUCAAUAAAAACAGUUUCGAGGAACUGAGCGGCCUGAUUACUCUGGAGCUGGAGGGGAAUAUGCUGAGUGAGGGGAAUGUGGAUCCCCCAGGCUUCACACCUCUGACAGGACUCUCCUACCUGCGUCUGGGCAGGAACCACUUCCGAACUAUCCCCCAAGGCCUGCCCCCUUCACUGCUGGAACUUCACCUGGAGAACAAUAUGAUUGAGGAAAUAUCUGAGGCAGCUUUCAAUCAGACCUCCAACCUGAAUGUAGUCGUACUGCGACACAAUAAGAUUGAUGAGUCUCGAAUUGCACCACUGGCCUGGAUAAACCACAAGACCCUGGAGUCAAUAGAUCUCUCCUACAACAAUUUGUACCUUGUCCCAUCCUUCCUGCCAAAGUCCCUCGUGCACUUAGUGCUGGUCGGGAACCAGAUCGAAAGGAUUCCAGGGUAUGUGUUCGCCCAUAUGGAGCAAGGCCUGGAGUACCUCUAUCUGUCCUACAACAAGCUGGACGCUGAGGGGAUUGAGCCAGAGUCUUUCGUUGGCUGCCUUCACUCCAUGACGGAGCUGUGUCUGGACCACAAUCAACUCACCGGCGUCCCCAUUGGAAUCAAUGAGAUGACGUCACUUCAUUUUCUUAGACUCAACAACAACAAAAUAAGGAAUAUAGCUGUGGACUCCCUCUGUGACCCAAUCAAUGAUGAAGACUCGCAACUUGUGGCAGUGCGCCUCGAAAACAACCUCCUUGACCCACGAAAGAUUCCACCCACUACAUUCUCCUGUGUCAGGUCCUACUCCAGUGUGGUUCUGAAGCCACAGAUGAAAUAACAAAAGCCUUUUUCACUUGGAAGAUUUUUUUUAGCACCAUCCAACAGAAUGAUUUCACUGUAUUAUGUCAAGCCCUUUCAUAUACCUUGAUACAGACUUGGGGAAAAAUACUGUACACCCACCUACCCACCCUGUAACCUUCAGAGACAUUUGUAACAUUGUACCUUAUGAUGGCUGACGACACUGUAUGAGCAUACUAGAUAUCCAACAGGAAAGUCAACAACGAUGAGGCAGCAUCACUUUCACUGUGUCAUCCGUCUGUUACAUACUGUGUGUCUUUCAGAUAGAAUAGAUCAUCAUCAUCAUCAUCAUCAUCAUCACAAAGCAGAUCAAACAAACGUCUUCUUUGCAAUGGGAGGAGAUGCAUGCAUCAGAUCAUUUUAGUUUUUAAUUUAUGUCUAUCAUUAAAUCAGAUACUGUACAAAAUCCAACAAAAUUGACU